Macroventuria anomochaeta is the source of this 1960-nucleotide messenger RNA. Its product is annotated as 14-3-3 protein. The record is from RefSeq and is a predicted model, not a curated record. The coding region runs from base 26 to 1573 and encodes 515 amino acids. The transcript has a single exon. NCBI's taxonomy places the organism in Eukaryota, Fungi, Ascomycota, Dothideomycetes, Pleosporales, Didymellaceae.
AUACAACAGUUAGGCGCAUCAGAAGAUGGCAUCUCUAGACUUCGACCAGAAGUCCCUGGGGCGGAUAGCCAGGCAAACAGAAGACUCCAACCCAUACCUGUCAGGCGCGCUCUACCAGAUCCUUGGCCUCUCAGUCCUGCUCUCGCGAAGGCUCAUUCGCGCUAGAAAGCUUCGCAAACUCGAUACAAGCAGAGACACACCGUCACUCGCAGCAUAUCAACACAUCCUAUGGAUUUCCAGAGAGGGGUUGUCGAUAUUGGAGCUGUACGUGCUACCAUACGCGCAAGACAAUCAGCAUGGACCAGAGUGCAGGGUACUGAGCGUCAAGCUGCGAGCAAGCUUCUACCAUAUCUUUUGCCUAUUCCACAAUCAGCCACCUGUUACCACAACGAACAUGGAGUCGACAGAGUCAAGGGCAGCCGGCGCACCGCUGUCUCCACGAUCUGGAAAUGGUCGCAAGACGGAGCAUGGGUUGUCACCACCUUCGAAACGAAACGGCAAACAGCCAGCGCUUCGCGAACCCAUCGACUCGAUUGUCUCAGAGACGUCGUUUGUUACCAACCCCUAUGCAGCAGGUGGACCAGUCGGGACACCUUCUCCAGGACCACCACUCAACGCGCCGCCUGGACUCAAUCCUAUCCCGAUACCACAACCGUCUUCCUUCCUUUUGCCGCCGUUAAACUUCGUACCGCUGGCUACUGGGUACUUCACUACUGCGACUCAGUACGCCACAUCAUUCCUGCCGGGGUCACAUCCUCUCCGAUUGUCUGUAGCUCUCGAACACAGUGCUUUUCUAUGGGACUGCAUACAUGACCAUGAAGGAUCGCGACGCGUCGCACGUCGCGCCAUCAAGGACGUUUAUCGUGCACAAGAAGCAAUGGAUGAUAGCGAGUUCGAGGACGCUGCAGAGCUUGUUGGUGUCCUGGGGCGCAUGAUGAAGCGCAAGAGCUUCGAAACAACGCCACGAAUGGGCAGUGUGGGUAGCCCUGAGCCGACCGCACCAAGUGGUGCUCAGAUUCGUACUGAUCACAGUCGAGGUGAUACACACCGUGGUAUCCCCGUGAUUGCCCCUCUCCAAUACUCUCAGAACUCCAGAAGGGCAGCCGAAGGCCCACCGAUUACCGUAUCUGCUCCGCAAAGCCCCCCGAAAGAUCCUACACGCAGCCGAACCAACAGCACCUCCUCAAAGCACAAGCACACCGGCAGCCAUGAGAACACCCCGCGUUCGAAUACAAACCGGCUGUCUAGAGGAAGCCACGAGACAACACCACGUGCGAAGCAUGUCAGCAUGGAGAGUAGUGGUAGUGUGACGCCAAGAGCGCCGCAAGACAAAGGUGGUCGGUCUCCUGCGACACCAUCAACUGUCCGCAGCGUCCAUCAGCACACCAGUAGCGGUGGCUCACAUAAAGCGGAUUCAGAGUUCAGGAAUUCGCCACCAAUUCCAGAGAGUGCAGCUGUCACAGCAGCCUACCAAAACAUGAAAACCUCACCAACCGCCCGUCAAUCGCCGCCGUUGCGUCGUUCUCCACGAUCAUCCCCGAAUCUCGACGCGCGCAACAGGGAACCGAGCUGACUCGUAGCGGCGGGCCAGGAGAAAGCAAGGAAGAUGGAUGUCCAGUGGCUCCCGAACGGAGAAGCAGAUAUUCGUUUUCUGCCCCCUUCCGCAAACUCAACUCCUGUAGACACCCGCCCGCCGAUACAAGAAGCACUCAGGCUACUCUGAUCUCCCAUACCCGUCCACACGUGGUCUCAAAUCGACAUAAACCGCACCCAAGCUCUCCACAAAGGAGAGCAUCUUGACGCACACCCCAUCCAUAUUGCUCACACUGUACAGUACCUGACCAUACUUGACGGACGUCUGCUGCUGCACUCAAAUUCAAGAGCAGCUCCAUGUCUACUUGCCAAAAGCAAUCAUUGCUUCCACAUUUGGAAUUUCACGGCGCACUUGGAUGGAUCUACA